CCACAUCAGGCCCGCCCCCGCCCCGUGGCGGGUUCUUCCCCCGUUCCUGGUCUGGACUGCUGACAUGGGCAUCACCUGGAGGAGCCCGGGACGCUGGCGCCUGGCACUCUGCCUCGCUGGUUUAGCGCUCUCGCUGUACGCACUGCACGUGAAGGCGGCGCGCGCCCGCGACGAGGAUUACCGAGCGCUCUGCGACGUGGGCUCGGCCAUCAGCUGUUCACGCGUCUUCUCCUCUCGGUGGGGCAAGGGCUUAGGACUGGUGGAACAUGUGCUAGGACCUGACAGCGUCCUCAACCAAUCCAACAGCAUAUUUGGUUGCAUCUUCUACACCAUACAGCUGUUGUUAGGUUGCUUGAGGGGACGCUGGGCCUUUCUCCUGCUGGUACUGAGUUCCCUGGUGUCCUUCGCUGGUUCUGUCUACCUGGCCUGGAUCCUGUUCUUUGUGCUCUAUGAUUUCUGUAUUGUUUGCAUUACCACCUAUGUCAUCAAUGUGGGCUUGAUGUUGCUUAAUUUCCAGGAUGUGCCAGAACACAAGGCCAAAAGGCACUGAGGUCCCUCCUCAUGCUAGGCUAAUGUAACCUGUUUUACCUUGGCACAUGAGCCUUGCCCAAGAAGGCCCUAUUCCCUUCAUUCCAACCCCCUCCAUAACCACACACAGGACAAUGACCAGAUGUGCCUCUAAGUUCUGUUCCCAAGGGCUGCUUUCUGCUCUUGACUAAAGACAAUGGUUUUGAACAAUAAAUUUUCCUAAGUUG
This is a messenger RNA of Mesocricetus auratus (golden hamster), 755 nucleotides long. It is a transcript of the gene Vkorc1, whose product is annotated as vitamin K epoxide reductase complex subunit 1. The transcript is spliced from 3 exons. The record is from RefSeq and is a predicted model, not a curated record. Lineage: Eukaryota; Metazoa; Chordata; Mammalia; Rodentia; Cricetidae. Bases 65 to 550 code for a protein of 161 amino acids. Gene Ontology annotation, molecular function: vitamin-K-epoxide reductase (warfarin-sensitive) activity. Gene Ontology annotation, biological process: vitamin K metabolic process; peptidyl-glutamic acid carboxylation.